AUGACUACCCACCUCGCUGCCGUCUCUCUAGCCAAAGGCCACCCCUUUGAGCUCCAAACCCGAGCCACCCCAAAACCAGGGCCAGGCGAACUCCUCAUCGCUGUCAAGUCUAUAGCCCUCAACCCAGCAGACAAUCAUAUGCGUGGCAGCGGCCUCUUUGUACCUCAAUAUCCUACGGUAAUUGGCUUCGACUUUGCCGGCUUAGUCCUCGAGGUCGGUGACGACGUCCCACCUUCUUUCAAAGCGGGUAUCACUCGCAUUGCAGCUUAUGCUGCCUGCGUCUGGAAGUCCUGUGAUCCGGACUAUGGUCCGUUUCAGGAGAGAUGUCUUGUCCCUUGGCAACAUGCUGUGCCACUUCCGGAUGAGGCCCUGUCAUUGUCCUGGAAUCAGGCGGCGACUUUGCCUGUUGCCGUUCAGGUGCCUCUUAGCGCGUGGGAUGCCAUGGGGAUCCCGCGGAUGAGAGACGCCGAUGUCAACGGAGAGAAGCAAGUUAGCAGCAGCAAUAAUGUAACGAAAAGAGAAGCCCUUCUAAUCUGGGGCGCCUCCUCCAGCGUCGGCACUAUGGGAGUCCAAACAGCCCGAUUACUGCGUGACGAUCCCAACUCCUCUUUCGCGGCUGUGUACGCUACAUCUGGGGUGGGGAAUAUGAGAUAUGUGGGUUCAUUAGGUGCAGACCGUGUGUUCGGCUACAAAGACUCGAAUGUUGUUGGUGCAAUCAUCUCAGCGGCCAAAGAGGAUGGGCUGAUGAUCCGGCAUUGUUUCCUUGCAACCGGGGAACUGGCACCGUGCCAGGCUGUACUCAAGGCAUUCCUUGACAAAGAAGGGGAGCAAGGAGGAGGGAAGAUUGCAUCCGCGCCUGUGGUACCCCCGGAUGCGGAGAUUGUGGAAGGGGUGCAGACGAUCUUUGUGAUGCCGUCGAUGGUGGAAGAGGAGAGGCUGGAGCAGUUCCGGUAUUGGAUGGGGACGUGGCUGAGGAAGAAUCUGGUCAAGAGCUCUAUCAUUCCGAGUCCGGAGCCGAUGGUUGUAGGGAGGGGUUUGGACGCUAUUAAUGUUGGGCUGGAUCAACUACUCCGUGGGGUGAGCUGUACGAAGUUGGUUGUUGAGAUUGCGGAGUGA
Molecule: messenger RNA, 1116 nt
Organism: Aspergillus versicolor CBS 583.65
Lineage: Eukaryota; Fungi; Ascomycota; Eurotiomycetes; Eurotiales; Aspergillaceae
Product: zinc-binding alcohol dehydrogenase family protein
Exons: 1
Coding region: 1-1116 (371 amino acids)
Molecular function (GO): oxidoreductase activity, acting on NAD(P)H
Source: RefSeq, a predicted model, not a curated record